Messenger RNA from Aedes albopictus (Asian tiger mosquito), 1380 nucleotides. It is a transcript of the gene CBP, whose product is annotated as sarcoplasmic calcium-binding protein. The transcript is spliced from 4 exons. The record is from RefSeq and is a predicted model, not a curated record. Lineage: Eukaryota; Metazoa; Arthropoda; Insecta; Diptera; Culicidae. Gene Ontology annotation, molecular function: calcium ion binding. The coding region runs from base 349 to 1179 and encodes 276 amino acids.
GAGACGGGCCAGCGAAAGAAGUUAUUCGUUGUUGUUGCUGUUGGUGUUUCUGAUAGAGCUUGCGCCUGCAGGAGACUGCUUGCUGCGUAUACAACACGCCGACGAUCAACCCGAAGUUCGAAUUUAAAAUUCGUCAUUUCCAUUUCAGCCGCGUGUGCGAUCACAACCGUUUCGUUCGAGCUCGGAUGAUUUGAGUUUUAUAUUUUAAUCUAGUUUCCAGUAAUUUUGCGUUGAAUUGACAGUGUUUUUAUGUUUGUUUGAGUGUUGUUCGGCGGUUCUGUGGAAGUUCCUCGUCAAAGUAGGCAGAGCCAUUGCGUUGAAUCAAAUUCGAAACCGGAACCAUCCAAGAUGGCCUUUGCUCUGCUAAGAAACUGUGCUCGUUCGUCGAUGUCGGUGCUGGAGCGAAAUUUUGCAGCGCUUACUGCGAUGCAUGGCACCAAUGCAACACUGAUCCCUCACACACAAAAGAUCGAACUGAGCACCAUUGGACAACCGUUGCCCAAUUUCGUAUCGACCAAUGUGCGAAAGUACUCCAAAAAGGCGAACCGACCAGAGCGGGCCUACGAGAGCGACUCCGAUUCGGAUUCAGAUGAUGAACGGGAGAUUCACGAGAAGAAGCAGGGUGGCCGCCGGGAGAGGGGCAACUCCGAAUUUUGGCGACGAAAAAUGCGUACCCUACACGGCGUACUGGACGUGAACAAUGACGGUGUCAUUUCCUACGACGACUUCAUGCUGCUGACAGAAAAUUUCGCCACACAAGGACACCUGACCCCAGCAGAGAAGGAAGAAUUCCGUGAAAUCAUGAAGGAAACCUGGAUCAAGCAGUGGGGCGAAAUCACACCGUACAACCUGGUGACAGUGGAGCAGUACCUGGCCGACAUGCACCACGUGGUCAACGACAAGGACCUCCGCAAGAAGGUGCACCGAUUUUUGCCGUACCUGUACAAAGCGGUCGACAAGGACCACUCCGGGUCGAUUUCGCUGAACGAGUUCAAGCUGUUCUUCCGCUGUUUGGGCCUCACCGAGGAGGAUGCCGCCGUUUCGUUUGCCGUGAUCGACAAGAACGGCGACGGCCAGGUCACGCUGGACGAGUUCCUCAAGCUGGGACGGGACUUUUUCCUCACCGAACGGGAGGAGAAUGUUUCGCGACUGUUCUGGGGUCCGCUGGUAGAGCACUGAACUGAACGAGGAGGAGAGGAGGGAGAACGGCUGAUAAGUAGUGACGAAGUGCGGGUCGAAAUGAGGAGCUGUGUAGGAGUAAACCAGAGUCUUGAAAGCAGUCUUUUCUAAUAUCUUAAUAUUCAAUAUUUAGCUGUAAGAUUUUGUCCGAUUUGUGAUAAUCAAAAUCAUUUAUAUGAAAAAUAAAGUGUUUGAUAAAAA